AUGAGAUUUGAAUAGUUCCACAAAAAUUAGGUGAUCUUCUCUAAAAACCAAUUGGAUCAAAGUAAACUGAUAAUCGUUUUGUCUGGUGAUGUGGUUUUGAAUAAGGGAAACCAAGAGAUGAUCCAUCUGAAACAUUUUGGAUCGAAUCUCCUUCUUUUUGGAAGUGAAUGCUAUUCUGACAUAUCAGAUUGGAAUGUUACAUCUAAAACUGUCUGUAAACUCGCUGCAAUUUCUAAGCAUGAUUUUAGAGUCAAUCUAAUGAAUUUUGAAGUCAGUCGCAUUACUAAGGAAAUCUCUCAAUUGUACGCCUUUCCCAUCUUCAAGAAUGUUCCAUACGCCUAAGUACGUAGGUUCUAUGCCAAUUCCAUGUCACAGAACUUCCAAUGCCUUGAUAUUGUAUACUUAUAGGAGCAGAUGAUCAAAUAAAUUUAUUUGGUUAUCAAAGGGAUUUUUGAAUUAAGAGAACUCGAAAAGGGAGUUGCCAAAGCAGUUCACAUCUUCACCUAAGGACAAUUGAUAGGAGAAAACGAAUUGAACAAUAAAACAUCAUUGUGCAAUGGCACUGCCUUUUGUAUUAGUGAGGAAGGUUAAUUACUGAUUUUUGAUCAUGACUUUUUCAAAGCUUAAGUCCUACCCACCAUAGAGGAGAAUCUGCCCAACAAAUGCAAAACUCAAGUGUCCAGAAAUGAGAAAGUCUUCAAUAACAAAGUGUCUCUAACUGGAGAAAUUAUGCCCAAGAAAACCCUUUCAAGACAUUACAAUUUUAAGAAAAGCAGUGAAGAUGUCGAGGAACAACAAAAGCAAACGGUAGUCUAAAAAAAUUAAAUCCGAUCGACUCAUUCCAUUAAUUCAGUUCACCAAUCUCAAUCGAAUAAUUCAGAAGAUCUUAAUGAAUCCCAAAUCAAUAAUCUCAAUAGCAUUGCUAAUCCUUCUCAAAAUAAACAAUCUGCAGUAUUUAAUCGUUUGAGAAUGGGUCUACGGAAUACUCAGAAAUCAGUGCAUUUGUAGAAUGAAUAGCUGAGGCCUUCGAUUAUAAAUAGUCCUGUUCGUUCCACUGUAAAUAGAUAGAGCUCUUUCUAAUUGAGUCUUUAGAAAAUGAAUGAGGAGGCUGCUAUUAAGAAACAAAUGAAUUUGAGGAUGCCUUUGAAGAAUGAACUGCUCUAUAAAUUUUUGAAUCGGAAAGAAGAAUAUGGCGACAUAGCUGCUAAAAAUAGGAUGAGAAGAACGCUCUCCUAAACUACGAAUGUGAAAAAACCUUUAUAAAUAAACAAAUGA
Messenger RNA from Paramecium tetraurelia, 1275 nucleotides. RefSeq lists its product as uncharacterized. The transcript has 2 exons. NCBI's taxonomy places the organism in Eukaryota, Ciliophora, Oligohymenophorea, Peniculida, Parameciidae. The record is from RefSeq and is a predicted model, not a curated record.